AUGUCCACCCCAGCCCAGUCUGGACCGCUCUCUCCAGAGCUCCAGGCCAGUGUGGCGUCCAGUUUGGAUGCGACGUUUUACAUUGCGAUCGCGUCGCUCGUCAUCUGGUUCUGGGACUUGCUCCUCAAUCUCAAUGUCGAGAUCUCCGUCAUUUGGCUGCGCAAGGGCGCCAUCGCCAAAACGUUGUAUGGAGUGAUUCGCUAUAUCCCUGCCCUCGUCCUCAUACCCAAUGUUUGGUGUUUGUCCCCCGUCCUGGAAGCCAUUAAUACACGAGAUUGA
Messenger RNA from Serendipita indica DSM 11827, 279 nucleotides. Lineage: Eukaryota; Fungi; Basidiomycota; Agaricomycetes; Sebacinales; Serendipitaceae. The record is from the annotation of a GenBank genome assembly.